AUGCUCCGAUUUUUGCUGGCACAUUUUCUCGAAAUACUGCUGAACAGUCUUUUUGAAGACUGCGAUUCGGAGUGCAAUGAUAAUGGAGGUCUAGCAAAGCGUCGCCGGGUCUAUAGCCCCACUCAUGAGCCUGAGCGCAAUGAGGCUGGCAGUAGCAACAAUGGCCGGGUAGCCCCCAGCACACCUGAUCAACAUGCCCCUCCACCCUUGCCUCCAGAACCUACUGCAGCUGUAAACCCCUCCCGGACCCGCCCGUUUACACAAUCUCAGGCUCUUCGAGUUGGGAUUGGAUUCCGAGUUGAGCACAAUGCUCUCCCAGACGGUCCCCGGCCCCUGGCUCCGCCUCUUGAUGAGGUAGCUCCCUUACAAAAUGAACACAUGAACACAGAGCAACAACUUCCCAGGCGGCAAGGGUAUCGAACUUCCCCCGACUUAUUUGGUCGCUAUCGAGUAUACGCAUCGCGCCCCUUGACUAUCCCUGACCUCAAUGCUCCAAUGGCUCAUGUUCUCCCCCUGCACCUUUGCCGCCCAUUAAACCAUGCUCAGUCUGUUGAGAAAAUCAUCCAACCAUGCCCCAACUUGUCUGUCUACUAUGUACAACGGCACCACUGGCUUAAUGGCAAUACAAAAUCUCUUGCUGACCGGGACUUUCUUGUUGAUGAGGUACUGCUUCAACCGGGUUUCAAUCCGGCCGACAUGGUUGGUGUCAACUUAUGGGAGAUCGACAACCAACUUGCCAAGGCCGCUCAAAAUCAAGAUCCAAGCUGUCCGCCUGCAGAGGGAUGGAAAAAUAUUCCACUGGUUCUUGAAGUCCCUCGCCUUCGGAGUCAACUCAGCAAAGAUCCAUUUCAUGUUGAGGUUUCUGGACUUCGUGCGCGCAGUCUCUUGGACAUUAUGAGGAAGACCUUUUCGUCUAACAAAAGUCCAACCUUCCACUAUGAGCCGUACUACGAAUACUAUAAACCGCCCAAUACCCCCAACUCAACCCCGCAGCCUCUUUUUGGCGAAAUGUACACUUCUGCGGCAAUGAAUCGAGUACAUCGCAAGGUCCAGACGGCACAAAUUUCCGACCAAAAUUGCAUACUCCCCCGCUGUGUUGCCGCAUUCAUGUUCUCGUCUGAUGGCAUACAAUUUGCCCAGUUUUCGCACGUUAAAGGAUGGCCAAUAUUAUGCUAUUUUGGGAACAAAAGCAAAUACGAGAGAUGCAAGCCCACCUCGAAUACCUGUUAUGCAGCUGCACAUGUUCCUACUCUACCUGAUAGUAUAAAGGACGAAAUCACAAGGCUUUACGAUGGGAAACCUCCAAAUGAGGCGCUCUUAACUCACCUUCGCCGUGAACUUAUGCAUGCCAUAUGGACUGCGCUCAUUGACGAAGAGUUUGUAGACGCAUGGAGGAAUGGCAUAGUUAUCGACUGUGCCAAUGGGAUUCGACGUCGAGUCUUCCCUUGUAUCAUGACUUACUCAGCUGAUUACCCGGAGAAAGUUUUAUUAGCUACAAUACGGAAUGGAGGACAGUGCUUGUGUCCCCGAUGCCUUGUACAAAAACCAAUGGCUUCACAGGUCGGCACCACCCAGGAUAUGAACACACGAAAGCAUAAGCACCGGAAAGAUAACGACAAAUACCACAAGAAGAUUAGCCAGGCACGUGACCUGAUUUAUACACAAGGCCGCUUGGUUCAGAGCAAGGCCGUUGAAGAUUUGCUAAAGGAGGAAUCCUAUGUGCCUACUCAGAAUGCUUUCUCACGUCUAGGUGGCCAACAGGAGUUCAAUGUAUUCUCAUCACUUGUAGUAGAUCAACUCCACAAAGUUGAACUUGGGGUUUGGAAAACGCUAUUCAAACAUCUAGUCCGACUGCUACAUCUUGGUGGGAACAAUGUUGUUUCGGAGUUUAAUAAACGUUUCCGAAGCAUCCCCCCCUUUGGAUCCACCAUUCGAAUGUUCUCAGAGGACGUUGCUAGUAUGGGUCGGAUUGCAGCCCGAGACUUCGAAGAUAUCCUUCAGUGCUCUAUUCCUGCUUUUGAAGGUCUCUUACCGGAGUCAUGUGAUAGACCCGCACAACAAUUGCUGUUUAUUUUUGCUCAGUGGCAUGGGAUGGCAAAACUCCGACUCCAUACAAAAUCUACCCUUGGCAUUUUUAAGUCCCUUACGAUCAAACUUGCUUCAGCCCUUCGAGCGUUUUCGGAUCUCACAAAGUCCCUGGAUGUUCGUGAGACUCCCCAAGAGUAUGCUCGUCGCAAGAAAAGACAAGAAGCAGCAAAGGCGGUGGCUAUGACAAGAAUUCAUCAAGAAACCCCAACUCGGCAAACCAUUUCCCAUUCUGGAGAUGGACGGCGCAUAUGCUCAUUAAACUUGAAUACCUACAAGUUUCACGCGUUGGGCGACUAUGUGCGAACAAUUGAGGAGUUUGGAACCACGGAUUCAUAUUCAACUCAAAUAGGGGAGCUACAGGGCCGGAGAUUCAAAGCUCAAUAUUCUCGAACCAACAAACAAGACGCCGUUACACAAAUGACCCGCAUAGACGAUAUAACUAGUGUACUACGAGAGAUGGAGGGAGCUCUUACCGCACUGCAGAAAGCUUCAACCAACCAACCACCAAUCGACGAAGGAGCAAUGGACUCCCUUCUCGAUGGGGAACCUUACUUCAUCGGGCUUAAGGAUCGCUCCGAAGACAUGAUUCCGAACGUUUCACUGUGGGUCUCGCAAAAUUCACACGACAUCUCGACGAGAUUUUUCCUGCCCCAGCUGAAACGACACCUCCUUGCUCGGGUCCUUGGCGAUUCCAAUCACCCCGAAUUUUGCAAUAGCAAUAUUCUCAAGGUUCGACUUGCCCAAGAGCGCAUGUAUCGGCAUAACACACUUCGAGUCAAUUAUACGUCGUAUGAUAUCUUGCGCCAGCAAGAUUCACUUAGCCCCACUUCCCACCAAUGCUUCGCAUUGCUCCCAACAAAAGCUGAUCGACAUCCUGACGAACACCCCUUUGUUUACGCAAAGAUCCUAGGGGUUUAUCACGCCAAAGUUCUCUAUGAUCGACGCCCCCCUAAACGCUACGAGUUCAUUCACGUAAGGUGGCUUUAUUACGACUACGAUCGACCUGGGGGGUGGGAACAUCACAAGUUGGACCGAUUGCACUACCAAAUGUGCCGCAACGAUCAAGAUAUUCUUGAUGCGUUCGAUUUCAUAGACCCGAAAGACAUUCUUCGUGCAACCCACCUCAUACCCGAUUUCCAGGCAGGCAAAACACCUGAAUAUAUUCCCCGCUUUCAUUCUUUUGCGCACGAUCACACCGAAGGUACAGACUGGAGUGCAUACUAUGUCAACAGAUUUGUGGAUCGAGAUAUGCUAAUGCAUUACAUUGGAGGGGGUAUUGGCCAUUAUCAACCAACCCCUUCCGAGACUACAGUUGGGUCAAACGAUGAAUCGGACGGGGAAGAGCAAGCUGACAACGACGAUGAAGACGAACUUGGGGACGAAGACAAAGACGGCAAUGGUGCCGAUGAAGACCAAGGCAAAGCGCCGGAAUCCGAACGUACGGAAGAUACAAUCAACCAAGAAGACGUCGAUGUCAUUGAAUUUGACGGAGAACCGAGCGACGAAGACAUGGAUGACGAGGCUGAGAGCGUUCUUGAAGGCGACGAUGAGAUAGACGAUGAGAUUGAAUUCUAA
Rhizoctonia solani is the source of this 3663-nucleotide messenger RNA. RefSeq lists its product as uncharacterized. Bases 1 to 3663 code for a protein of 1220 amino acids. The record is from RefSeq and is a predicted model, not a curated record. The transcript has 12 exons. NCBI's taxonomy places the organism in Eukaryota, Fungi, Basidiomycota, Agaricomycetes, Cantharellales, Ceratobasidiaceae.